AUGUGCUACAACCGCUACGUGUCCAUCUGCAAACCCCUGCACUACGGGACCCUCCUGGGCAGCAGAGCUUGUGCCCACAUGGCAGCAGCUGCCUGGGCCAGUGCCUUUCUCUAUUCACUGCUGCACACGGCCAAUACAUUUUCCCUGCCCCUGUGCCAUGGCAAUGCCCUGGGCCAGUUCUUCUGUGAAAUCCCACACAUCCUCAAGCUCUCCUGCACACACUCCUAUCUCAGGGAACUUGGGCUUCCUGCUCUUGGUGCCUGUUUGCUAUUUGGUUGUUUUGUGUUCAUUGUUUUCUCCUAUGUGCAGAUCUUCAGGGCUGUGCUGAGGAUCCCCUCUGAGCAGGGACAGCACAAAGCCUUUUCCACCUGCCUCCCUCACCUGGCCGUGCUCUCCCUGUUCAUCAGCACCUCAUUUUUGACCUACCUGAAGCCCCCCUCCAUCUCCUCCCCAUCCCUGGAUCUGGCCCUGUCAGUUCUGUACUCGGUGGUGCCUCCAGCCCUGAACCCCCUCAUCUACAGCCUAAGGAACCAGGAGCUCAAGGCUGCAGUGUGGAGACUGACGACUGGAGGGUUUCAGGGACAUUAAACUGCUGGCCA
Passer domesticus (house sparrow) is the source of this 599-nucleotide messenger RNA. RefSeq names its product olfactory receptor 14J1-like. The record is from RefSeq and is a predicted model, not a curated record. The coding region runs from base 1 to 588 and encodes 195 amino acids. Gene Ontology annotation, biological process: G protein-coupled receptor signaling pathway. The transcript has a single exon. Gene Ontology annotation, molecular function: olfactory receptor activity; odorant binding. Gene Ontology annotation, cellular component: membrane. Lineage: Eukaryota; Metazoa; Chordata; Aves; Passeriformes; Passeridae.